Mustela lutreola (European mink) is the source of this 1421-nucleotide messenger RNA. Its product is annotated as keratin, type I cytoskeletal 16. NCBI's taxonomy places the organism in Eukaryota, Metazoa, Chordata, Mammalia, Carnivora, Mustelidae. Gene Ontology annotation, cellular component: keratin filament. The coding region runs from base 1 to 1299 and encodes 432 amino acids. Gene Ontology annotation, molecular function: structural molecule activity. The transcript has 6 exons. The record is from RefSeq and is a predicted model, not a curated record.
AUGACCACCUGCAGCCGUCAGUUCACCUCCUCCAGCUCCAUGAAGGGCUCCUGUGGCAUCGGCGGUGGCUCCAGCCGCAUGUCCUCAGUCCUGGCCGGAGGGUCCUGCCGGGCCCCCAGCGCCUACGGGGGCCUGUCGGUCUCCUCCUCCCGCUACUCCUCCGGGGGGGCCUGCGGCCUGGGGGGUGGCUACGGUGGCGGCUUCAGCAGCAGCAGCAGCUUUGGUGGGGGCCUGGGUAGCGGCUUUGGUGGAGGUUAUGGUGGUGGCCUGGGUGCUGGCUUUGGUGGUGGCCUCGGUGCUGGCUUCGGUGCUGGCUUUGGUGGUGGCUUUGGUGGUGGCGAUGGCGGCCUCCUCUCCGGCAACGAGAAGGUGACCAUGCAGAACCUCAACGACCGCCUGGCCUCCUACCUGGACAAGGUGCGGGCCCUGGAGGAGGCCAACACGGAGCUGGAGGUGAAGAUCCGGGACUGGUACCAGAGGCAGCGGCCCAGUGAGGCCAAGGACUACAGCCCCUACUUUAAGACCAUUGAGGACCUGCGGAACAAGAUCAUCGCUGCCACCAUCGAGAAUGCUCAGCCCAUUCUGCAGAUCGACAAUGCCAGGCUGGCGGCGGACGACUUCAGGACCAAGUACGAGCACGAGCUGACCCUGCGCCAGAGCGUGGAAGCCGAUAUCAACGGCCUGCGCCGAGUGCUGGACGAGCUGACCUUGGCCAGGACCGACCUGGAGAUGCAGAUCGAGGGCCUGAAGGAGGAGCUGGCCUACCUGAAGAAGAACCACGAGGAGGAGAUGCUUGCCCUGCGGGGUCAGACUGGCGGGGACGUCAGCGUGGAGAUGGACGCUGCCCCCAGUGUGGACCUGAGCCGCAUCCUGAACGAGAUGCGUGACCAGUACGAGCAGAUGGCAGAGAAGAACCGCAGAGACGCGGAGGCCUGGUUCCUGAGCAAGACCGAGGAACUGAACAAAGAAGUGGCCUCUAACAGUGAGCUGGUGCAGAGUGGCCGCAGUGAGGUGACUGAGCUCCGGAGGGUGCUCCAGGGCCUGGAGAUUGAACUGCAGUCCCAGCUCAGCAUGAAAGCAUCCCUGGAGGGCAGCCUGGAGGAGACCAAAGGCCGCUACUGCAUGCAGCUGUCCCAGAUCCAGGGACUGAUCGGCAGCGUGGAGGAGCAGCUGGCCCAGCUCCGCUGUGAGAUGGAGCAGCAGAGCCAAGAGUACCAGGUCCUGCUGGACGUGAAGACACGGCUGGAGCAGGAGAUCGCCACCUACCGCCGCCUGCUGGAGGGCGAGGAUGCCCAGUGAGUGCCCCCACUACUUCUGUCCCCCAGACCCUUUAGCCCUGUAGCGGCUCCCAGCACAUCUAACUGCUCUGCCUUGUCUCCCUCACAGCCUCUCCUCCCAGCAAGGGUCCAGCCAUUCCUAUU